Messenger RNA from Saccharomycopsis crataegensis, 1230 nucleotides. RefSeq lists its product as uncharacterized. The transcript has a single exon. Gene Ontology annotation, molecular function: glycosyltransferase activity; hydrolase activity, hydrolyzing O-glycosyl compounds. Gene Ontology annotation, cellular component: fungal-type cell wall. Lineage: Eukaryota; Fungi; Ascomycota; Saccharomycetes; Ascoideales; Saccharomycopsidaceae. Bases 1 to 1230 code for a protein of 409 amino acids. The record is from RefSeq and is a predicted model, not a curated record. Gene Ontology annotation, biological process: fungal-type cell wall organization; carbohydrate metabolic process.
AUGGUUAAAUACAACACUCUUUUAUGCUCGCUACUUCUCCUUCCAUUCACCGCAUUGGCCGGGGACUUUGCUAGUGAUUGCGAUCCAUUACAAGAAACUUGUCCAGAUGAUGUUGCUUUGGGAGGCAGCAUUGAAUUGGACUUCACCACUGAAACUCCAUAUUUCAGCCCACUUGCCGAGGGUUCCAGAAUCAAGUACACCGAUAAUGGUUUAGUCGAAUGGUUCGAAAACCACGGUGACGCCCCAUCGCUUAGAUCAAACUUCUACAUUUAUUACGGGAAGGUCGAAGUGGUUUGCAAAACCGCUAGUGGUGUUGGGCUUAUUUCCAAUGUGUUUUUACAAAGUGACGACGGUGAUGAAAUCGACUUUGAAUGGAUCAGUACUUAUAACACCCAAGUCACCACCAACUAUUUCGGUAAAGGGAUAACCGGGAACUACGACAGAGGUACUGUUCAAAAAGUUGGUGCUGCUUUGGAUGAAGCAUACCACACCUACACUAUUGAUUGGCAAAAGGACAAGACUGUGUGGUCCGUCGAUGGUCAAGUCAUCAGAACCUUGUCGAUCUCUGAAAUUUCCAACACCGGUGACUACCAAUAUCCAAAUUCUCCAAUGCGUGUGUUCCUUGGUCUUUGGGCUGCUGGUGACUCUUCUAGUGCUGGCACUGUUGAAUGGGCUGGUGGUGCCACCUCUCUUGAAGGUGCCCCAUUCAUUUUCAAUAUCAAAUCCCUCAUUGUUUCCGAUUAUUCUACCGGCACUGCUUACGCCUACGGUGACAAGACCGGUAACAACAUUGUUGUCAAAGGUGAUUCAAAAGGGGUUGCUACUACAUAUUCCAGUAAUUCCACCAUUCCUGGUGUUUCUACCAACUUCACCAUCUCCUCUGCUGCUAAACCAUCGGCGACAUCCGCUCCAGCUUACCAAAUUCAAAACUUGAAGACCACUACUGCUAGUAUUAGCCUUUCAUCUUCCGCUGGCUCGGUAGACACUUCUGCAUUGAUCGCUGCAGUUACUGGUAGUUCUACUGCCGCCACUUUUGAUGCUGCUGCCGCUGCCGCUGCUGGUACUGCUAAUCCUACUGUGGAAGUUGCUUCUUCAUACAGUGCUUCUAUUGCCAGUGAAUACAUUCCUAACCUCAACUAUGGUGCUGGUAACUCUGUGAGAUACCUCUCCACCCUUCAAAAGAUGGCUAUCGGGGCUGUUUUGGUGACCUCUUCAUUUCUUAUCCUUUGA